CAUCAAACAGCCUCUAAGCUAAGGUUUAUUUCUCAUUUUCUAAACUUUGAUGUUUUUACAGCCAAUCGGAGCAGUGCAUCAGCUCUGCAUUGUUCACACCUACUUCUGUAAACAGCCUUUUUUCAGUUUGGUGUUCUGGUGGCCAGAGCUUCAGUCUGUAACCAGCUGGAAAGGAACUUGUCACACUUAGGAUUACUUCAUUGACUCUACAAAAUACUUGUAAUUAACUAUGGCAGAGCCUUUCAUCAGGCAUGUUCAGCUCCUUGGCUUCGAGAAAAGAUUCUUUCCCAGCCAGCACUAUGUUUACAUGUUCAUGAUAAAAUGGCAUGAUCUUACAGAAAAAGUUGUAUACAGAAAAUAUACAGAAAUGUAUGAAUUUCAUAAAGCACUUAAAGAAAUGUUUCCUAUUGAGUCUGGAGAUAUUGACAAAGAACACAGAACUAUACCUCAUCUGCCAGCACCAAAAUGGUUUGAUGGUCUGAGGUCUACAGAGAACAGACAGAUCACUCUGGCUGAUUACUGCCUGUCUCUGCUCAACCUUCCUUCUAAGAUCUCCCGUUGUCCUCAUAUUAUCAACUUCUUCAAAGUUAGAUCUGAUGAUGUAAACCCCACAUCGAGCAAUAACGGUCGAAAGCCUGAAACUUUCUUGCUGAAGCAAGAAGCCACAAAGAAAAAUGUGUCAGAUAUAACAGGUCCUAUUAUCCUCCAGUCCUAUCGAGUAAUUGCAGACUAUGAAAAGAAUUCUAAGAGUGAGCUGUCUGUGAAAGAUGGUGAUGUGGUUGAUGUGGUAGAGAAGACUGAGAAUGGAUGGUGGUUCUGCCAGAUGAAGAACAAACGAGGCUGGGUUCCAGCUGCUUAUCUUGAGCCUCUUGACAGUCCAGAUGAGUCUGAAGAGCAAGAUCCUAACUAUGAAGGGGAAUUGCAUAUUACUACAAAAGAUUUCACAGGAGAAAUGGAGGAUGAGUUGGAUGUAAAGGAGGGUGAGACAGUUGAAGUCAUUCACAAACUCCUUGAUGGCUGGUGGGUUGUCAGAAGGGGCAGUGUAACUGGCUACUUCCCUGCAAUGUAUCUGCAGAAGUCAGGGGAUGCUGUUUCUGGAGAUAGAAGCCAAAUGAAGACAAAGGCAUUGCCCCCCCGAAGAGGCACAAUUUCAAAUGCUAACAGCAUCCACAAACUGAAACGUAAGGAAAUCAGCCAGGAAUCGUACAGGAAAAACAGCAAAAAAUAUCUGAAAGCACGUCAGUCUACAAUUGAGGUUAUGGAGGCUAUGACUAUUGAUGAAGAAAAAGAGGAAGACCAAUCAAAGGCCCAACCUGCCAUUCCUGCACGGCCAAGCAAAGAGCUCAUUUUGGAUCGUUGUACAGAGAACACAAAGCUCAAGAUUCAAACCGUGACCUAAAUCUGUAUUUAAACCUUAAAUCUUUAUUUAAUGAUAUGUAGAUAUAUUAUUACCUCCAUUUAGGGAACAUCAACUCUCCAACACUGUUUUUUCAGAUAUCAUGUUGUUGCUCAGUUAACACCUGUGUACCUCAACAAUCUUUCUUUGUUGCCAGUGAAAACCACCUCCUCUCACAAUGGACAGAUUUCCAUUUAUUAAAAGCUAUGCCUUUUCAAGUGUUAUUCAGUAUUCAGAAGCAUGUUUAUCCCUGCAUAGAAUCUGGAUGUCCAGAAAAAGGUCUGUUUUGAUGUAUGUUCUAAUAUAUUAAAAUAUAUAAAUAAUCACUGUA
Rana temporaria (common frog) is the source of this 1727-nucleotide messenger RNA. It is a transcript of the gene NCF1, whose product is annotated as neutrophil cytosolic factor 1. The coding region runs from base 230 to 1399 and encodes 389 amino acids. Lineage: Eukaryota; Metazoa; Chordata; Amphibia; Anura; Ranidae. Gene Ontology annotation, cellular component: NADPH oxidase complex; cytoplasm. Gene Ontology annotation, molecular function: protein binding; superoxide-generating NADPH oxidase activator activity; phosphatidylinositol binding. The record is from RefSeq and is a predicted model, not a curated record. Gene Ontology annotation, biological process: superoxide anion generation; respiratory burst. The transcript has 11 exons.